GGCCUCUGUCAUGCAGCCAAAACCCACACUUCGAAGGCAAGACCAUCUAGAUAUAUAACAGACCAGGAAUCCUUCCCCUCAGCAUUCUUUUUUCAUCAUCAACUCACAUCUUCUCAUCUCAUCUACCACAACAAUCCAACACAACACCACUCCUGCUUCUACUUUACAUCAAUCAAUCAACCAACCAACAACAUAUCAAAGAUCAAGCCCAGCAUCAUCAACAUGCUCUCCAACACCCUCAUCUCCAUCUUGGCUUUGACCUCCGCCGUCUCCGCCUCUCCCGCACUUCGCCGCCAGGCCGACCCUUGCCAGGAUGCUUACAAGUCCUGCAUCGCUGCCGGUACACCUGAGGUCGCUUGCUCAUGCACAUUGACCGCCUGUGUUGGCGAGGACAACGCUCGCAACCGCGAGUACUGUGCCAGCGCAACCGCCAACCUUCCCAAGUCAUCUGCUAAGGCUUCCACCACCGCUAAGCCUGCCGUCUGCCCCACAGCUCUCUUCGACGGAUGCAACCCCGCCAGAAGCGCAUGCCCUGACGGCCCCGGUACUUUCACAACUGUCAGCCCCUCCACAUACCCCACCAGCUAUGUCAUCAACGGCCAGACUGUUUCCUUGACUGCCGCUCCCACUUCUUGCUUGCCCACUGGAGCUUCCAGUGCCGCUUCCAGCGCCGCUCCCAGCGCAUCUGCCAGUGCCAGCGGCUGUGUCGCCAAGUACAACACUUGCCGCACUACUCGCGUCAACGGUCUUUCCGCCAACCAGGCUCAGUGCGCUUCUGACAACGCUGCUUGCCAGGGUGAUUGUUACGCCAAGUACAACACCUGCAGAACCACCCGUGUCAACGGCCUUUCUGCCAACCAGGCCCAGUGUGCUUCCGAGUACGCUGGAUGUCUUGGUGAAAACCCUAUCGCAUCGACUGGUGGCCUGAUCUCGAGCUUCAUUCCUUACUCCGCAACCGUCAGCUCCAGCGCUGCUCCCACCACAAUGGUUUCCUCCAAGGCCACCACCACCGCCGCAGCCCCCAAGGCCUCCGGCACCAACGCAGCCGCUCCCGGAUCAAACCCCAAGAAGGUCGACGGCAAGACCUGGUCCCUCAACAACGUAAACCGCUACUGCGGUGACGGCAACACCGGCUGCGACUACAACUUCGACAUCAUCGCCAACGGCAAGACCGAGCACUGCACCGUCAUCCGCAUGCCCGGCAGCAACGCCGCCACCGAGUCCUUCUCCAACCAGCCCUGCGGUGACUUCUCCGUUUCUUGGGGAUACGUCAAGGACCCUGCUCCCGCUUACGCUGUCCUCACUGUUGUCGACAAGGCUGGCGAGCUCGCUUGGUUCGGUGUCAGCAACAUCAACGGUCAGGCUGUUACUCCUUCCAACCCCUUCGGCUCUGGCCAGUACGGCAACGUCGGCCCCGAGCAGGUUUACACCUACAACUAAGCUACUCUUUUCUUGAAGAGUUGAACUUUUGAAUGAAGAAGUUUUGUAUACAUUUAGAACAUGAUUGGGGAUUUUGGGUAUUUUUCGGGGUUUGAUAUUGUUAUUUUAGCCACACUUUCGUUAAUGUUGAAUGACCUC
This is a messenger RNA of Aureobasidium pullulans EXF-150, 1578 nucleotides long. RefSeq lists its product as uncharacterized. The record is from RefSeq and is a predicted model, not a curated record. NCBI's taxonomy places the organism in Eukaryota, Fungi, Ascomycota, Dothideomycetes, Dothideales, Saccotheciaceae. The transcript has a single exon. The coding region runs from base 223 to 1440 and encodes 405 amino acids.